Rhinolophus ferrumequinum (greater horseshoe bat) is the source of this 4554-nucleotide messenger RNA. It is a transcript of the gene XPC, whose product is annotated as XPC complex subunit, DNA damage recognition and repair factor. Gene Ontology annotation, molecular function: damaged DNA binding; single-stranded DNA binding. Gene Ontology annotation, cellular component: nucleus; XPC complex; cytoplasm. The transcript has 16 exons. The record is from RefSeq and is a predicted model, not a curated record. Lineage: Eukaryota; Metazoa; Chordata; Mammalia; Chiroptera; Rhinolophidae. Bases 135 to 2981 code for a protein of 948 amino acids. Gene Ontology annotation, biological process: mismatch repair; nucleotide-excision repair.
CCUCUGGGGGCGUGUGCUUGGUCCAUAAAGGAGGGGCGUGGUCAUGCCUCUCCCCGCCUUGGGGUGUAGACCACGCGGGUGCAGCUUCCCGCGGUUUGGUGCGUCACUCGCGAAGCGAGCCCUCCCCGGGGUAGAUGGCUCGGAGUCGCGCAGCCGGCAGGGAGCUGCGGGGACGCGAACUGCGCAGCCAGAAGGCCAAGGGCAAGAGCACGGCUGGGCGGCAGGAGAAGGAGGAGGAUGUCCUUGAAGAUGAGAAGCCCCCGAAGAAGAGUCUGCCCCCAAAAGUCUCACGAGGAAAGAGGAAGAAGGGCUGCAGUGAUCCUGGGGGCCCAGCAGAUGGUCCAGCAAAAAAGAAAGUGAGCAAAGUGACUGUUAAAUCGGAAAACCUCAAGGUGAUAAAAGACGAAGGCUUCAGUGAUGGGGAAGAUUUCAGGGACUUUACAAGUGCCUGCCAGAAGGCACACCCUCCAAAGAGUGAAGCUGCCAAAGACAGCUGUGAAGGAGACGACGAGGAGGAAAGUGAAGAUGAUUGGGAAGAGGUAGAAGAACUUAGUGAGCCUGUGCCAGGAGAGGCGGGAGAAAAUGCAGCCUUCUCUCAAUCUGUUCUGCCUGUGAAACCAGUGGAGAUAGAGAUUGAAACACCAGAGCAGGCGAAAGCAAGAGAAAGAAGUGAAAAGACACAAAUGGAGUUUGAGACACACCUUCGGAGGCUGAUGAAACGUUUCAGUAAAGAAGUCCAUGAGGACACACACAAGGUUCACCUUCUGUGCCUGCUAGCAAAUGGCUUCUAUCGCAAUAACAUCUGCAACCAGCCCGAUCUGCAGGCUAUUGGCCUCUCCAUCAUCCCAACUCGCUUUACCAAAGUGCCUCCGCAGGAUGUGGAUAUCUGCUACCUGUCAAACCUGGUAAAAUGGUUCAUUGGAACAUUUACAGUUAACGCAGACCUUUCAACCAAUGAGCGAGAUGGCCUACAGACUACAUUGGAAAGGAGAUUUGCUAUUUACUCUGUGCAAGAUGAUGAAGAAUUGGUCCACAUAUUUUUACUGAUUCUCCGGGCCCUGCAGCUCCCAACCCGACUGGUAUUGUCUCUACAGCCAGUUCCUCUGAAGUUAUCAGCAGCCAAGGGAAAGAAAUCGUCUAAGGAGGGAUCCACAGAGGGUCCUGGAGGCUCCUCAGAAACUUCUAGCCAAGUUCCAGAAAACCAAACUAAACCAAAGACCAGCAGAGGAACCAGACAAGAGGACAGCUCUUCCAAGGGCACUGGCAGUCCAAGUGCCAAAGGGAAGAGAAGCAAAGCAGCUGCUGUCGGGAAGAAACGGAGAGAGCCCUCCUCCAGUGGGGAAGAAGAGGGCAAGGCAGGAGAGCAGGGGAAGGAAAUCCUGGGACGUGCACGUGGACGGGAGCGGCGGGUGGCCUCCAGGGUGUCUUACAAAGAAGAGAGUGGGAGUGAAAGAGCCAGCAGUGGCUCUGACUUUGAGCUCUCCGGUGGGGAAGCCCAUCAUCCAUCAGGUGAAGAUUCCGAGCCUGGCCCUUCGAGACAGAGGAAGGCCCCUCAGAGGACAAAGGCAGGGCGCAAAACUGACUCCAGGACCCAGCGUGGAAGCCACCCUAAGCACCCUGGCUUUCCAGCAGCAUCGACAAGCUCUUCAAGUAGUAAGAGUAAGAGAGGCAAGAAAAUGUCCAGUGGUGGUGAGCAGGCAGAAGGAGGGAAAGCAGCUGGUGUGAACCAGUGGCUAGAGGUGUUCUGUGAGCGGGAGGAAAAGUGGAUCUGUGUGGACUGUGUGCACGGCGUGGUGGGCCAGCCUCUGACAUGUUACCAGUACGCCACCAAGCCCAUGACCUACGUCGUAGGCAUUGACAAUAACGGCUGGGUCCGGGAUGUCACCCAGAGGUAUGAUCCAGCUUGGAUGACAGCGACGCGCAAGUGCCGGGUUGAUGCCAAGUGGUGGGCUGAAACCUUGAGACCCUACCAGAGCCCAUUGGUGGAUAGGGAAAAGAAAGAAGACUUGGAGGUAAGGCCUCGGCUGCCACGGGCUCGAAGACAAGUGAUUAAAGUUAUUCCCACUUUUGAGCACCUUAUGUCCCCGCCUUCCCCACUCCUAUCUGAAGGCCAUGACCAUGACAUCAUUACUGCUUUGGACAAUGAGAGAUGCGCAGCCUGCAGUGGGAGUGUGGCUGGAGCUCUCAGCUCUGGUAGGGAUUGCGUGCAUACUCUGCACUCCAAGGACACGUGGCUGAAACAAGGAAGAGUGGUGAGGCUUGGAGAAGUGCCCUACAAGAUGGUGAAAGGCUAUUCCAACCGGGCCCGGAAAGCCCGCCUCGCUCAGCCCGAGCUGCAGGACCACAAUGACCUGGGCCUGUUUGGCAAGUGGCAGACCGAAGAGUACCAGCCGCCUGUGGCUGUGGAUGGCAAGGUCCCCCGCAAUGAAUUCGGGAACGUGUACCUCUUCCUGCCCAGCAUGAUGCCUGUCGGCUGUGUCCAGCUGAAUCUGCCCAACCUGCACCGUGUGGCCCGUAAGCUGGAUAUCGACUGUGUCCAGGCCAUCAUCGGCUUCGAUUUCCAUAACGGCUACUCCCAUCCCGUAACUGACGGGUACAUCGUCUGUGAGGAAUACAAAGACGUGCUCCUGGCUGCCUGGGAAAAUGAGCAGGCCCUCAUUGAAAAGAAGGAGAAGGAGAAAAGGGAGAAGCGGGCUCUAGGGAACUGGAAGCUGUUGAUCAAAGGACUGCUCAUCAGAGAGAGGCUGAGGCUUCGCUAUGGGACCAAGAGUGAGGCAGGAGCUCCCCACGCAGAUACGGGAGGUGGACUCUCUUCUGACGAAGAGGAAGGGACCAGCUCUCAAGCAAAAGCGGCCAGGAUCCUGGCUGCCUCCUGGCCCCAAAACCGAGAGGCUGAAGAAGAGCAGAAGCCGAAGUGCCCUAAGAAGACCAAAAGAGAAAAGGCAGCGGCUUCCCACCUGUUUCCGUUUGAGAGGCUGUGAUGUGAGUGACCAUCCUGGUGUAGGCUCUGCCUCGAGGGCCCCAUGCCUGCUGUGCAGGUGCUCAGGCCCUGGGGCGGUGGUGUCAGCACUGGAAAGGCAAACAGAAGCAGCAUGCACUGCAGACCAGGGACAGGAGGAUCCACGUGAGGUAGUCGGGCCCAGUCCUUACCAGGUUCACCCAGCAUAGGGUUUCCAAGCUUUUUGCUCCCACACCCUGUGCUCUGAGCUACGGAGCACUUCCCCAGACACCCUCCUGUCACCUAGACCUCGUUCUUGCCAUCUUUGGAAACGAGUCAGUUCUUUUAUAGAAACCACUGGAAAUCUUCAGAUGAUGGUGCAUUAGGAACACAGUAGUCUUUUCUUUGGGUAAAUUUUUCAUCUGUGAGACACAUGCUCUUCCCUGUCUUGCCGACUUCGGACCCUCUCUCUGCAGGUCUCUGCUUUUCUGUCAUUCAGGUUUACUAAUACUGCCCCGUGCUGCUUCUGUAUAUGGGGAGUACAGGUCACCUCAGACUGUGGUAUUGUUGGGAUCCACUUUUCAAAGUAACAUUUCAUGGUGGCAGAAGACUGGAUCAAAAUCAGGAACAAAAGCAAAAACUGAGAAUUAAAGAACUGUUAGUUAAAAGUGGAUCAGUGUUAAGCUAAAUUUUAUUCAUUACUGGAUACAUUUAUAAAGCUCUAUGCACUGUAGAUAUUCAGAAGAAAUAACAUUUUGAGGAAAAAGUAAAGCAUUUAUCUGAAAAGACUCGGCUCUACAUUUUCUUUCAGAUUUUACGUCAGCUAAGAAAACCCAAUGACAGUGAUUUUUACAGAGAUUAUAUCAAAGAUGAGAUUUUGUUUUCAUGUAGGCUGGGAGUUUAUUAUAUACUUGGAAUUUUUUUCUAUGUUUAAGCAAGGAGAUUAUUACUUAAUCUUUGACAGGAGCCAUUAAAAACAUGAAUCAGUUUCAUCCAAGGGAAACAAACAAAACGCUUGAGGUGUGACUCAUGCACAAGAGCCUGGCUAGAGGCUCUUGUUGAGAAACAAACUGGGGUUGCCAUGGAAACUGCAGAACCUCACACUUCUGUCCCAGAGCCGUUCCUCUUAGAGGUAAGCGACUUGUUUUCUGGGAAUUGGUUCAAGAGUAUCACUCUGUCUCUGCAGAAGUAACUUGUUUUUAAGGCAGAUGUCAGCUCCUAGGAGGCAUUAUGGAAAUCAAGUGAAAUACUUGGUUUUGAGAAAUGUAAGACUGGGUUUUGGAAAGUUAUUACUCACCUGCUUCAAAUCUUGUAACAAAUAUAAAGUACUAAAAUUGCUGGCUUCAGAGUGCACAAUUAGCAAUAGUCCAUCGCUUCAGAAUAGGAGACAAAAAGAAUGAAAAUUAAAAUGUGCCACCUGUUUGGCAUUUCAUGGGCUUUCUCCCACUUAGUCCUCACAGCAACCUUGAGGGAUAGAACGGCAUUGUCCCCUUUUUACAGAUGAGGAAACUGAGGCUCAAAGAGCACUGAUUUUUUCCAGCGCCACACAGCCAAUCAGUGGCUGACUUGGGACUGGAGUUCAGGUCUGUGCCAACCCGAAGCUGAUGAUGCCUUUU